AUGAAACUCCUCACCACCAACUUCCUGACCUGCGCCGUCAAGGCCUGCAAGUCCUCCUCGGCCUCGUUCCCCCUGCAUUUCAAGGACGCCGUGCUGGAACGCACAGAGAUCGAGUUCAACCCGUUGUUCGUGAAGAACAUCCUGCCGCGCGUGAACUGGGAGGCGUUGACCGUCACGGCGACCGAGUUGGGACUGCAGGCGAUGGUGCCCGAGAAGAACCCUGCCGACCUUGACGACAUAAAUCUCGAGCGGGAGGGGGAUGACCACGCGAUGGACGUUGAAGGUGACCACCAGCCCGACAAGGAACAAGGAGAUGCUCAAAAGGAGGCCGGGAUCGACGAGGACGUCCUGAAGAAACUACACACCCUCCUCCUCGAGACCGGCGUGUCGGAGGGAAAACUCGUCUGUGGAAACUGCGGGUUUGAAUAUCCCAUCAAGGACGGGGUGGGAAAUUUCCUACUGCCCGCGCAUUUAGUGUGA
Fonsecaea erecta is the source of this 480-nucleotide messenger RNA. RefSeq lists its product as hypothetical. The transcript has a single exon. Gene Ontology annotation, molecular function: protein heterodimerization activity. The record is from RefSeq and is a predicted model, not a curated record. Gene Ontology annotation, biological process: peptidyl-glutamine methylation; tRNA methylation; rRNA (guanine-N7)-methylation. The coding region runs from base 1 to 480 and encodes 159 amino acids. Lineage: Eukaryota; Fungi; Ascomycota; Eurotiomycetes; Chaetothyriales; Herpotrichiellaceae.